Bactrocera latifrons is the source of this 660-nucleotide messenger RNA. RefSeq lists its product as uncharacterized. Lineage: Eukaryota; Metazoa; Arthropoda; Insecta; Diptera; Tephritidae. The record is from RefSeq and is a predicted model, not a curated record. Bases 74 to 571 code for a protein of 165 amino acids. The transcript has a single exon. Gene Ontology annotation, cellular component: mitochondrion.
UUUGCGAAAUAUAAAAAAUUUAAAAAUAUUUAUAUAUUACUUAAAACAUUUAUAAACAAACAUACAUGUAAUUAUGUUGCGUGGCUGCUCGAAAUUCACGAAUUUAUCUCAGAGUGUAAUAAGACACCUUCCGCUGAAUCCAACGCAAUUCAAACGUUACAUAGCCGAUAAGUGUUGUCCCCCACAAGCAUCAGAAGACACCGAAAAUCCAGCAGACUCCAAGCAUUCUUUCAAAAAUGACGCAUUCGCUCCACCUGACGUCGUACCGCUCACCGCAUAUCGGGCUUUGGAUGACCCAAAGGAGGUGCUCGGUCCAGGCGCACACAAAUGUAAAGACUACAAGAACCCAGAAUAUUUUGCCUACCACCGCUUCUCAUUCUAUGAACUGCAGAACGUCGCUUUGAAUCUGGCUAAGCAUUCGGAAGGCGGUGUGCUGUACGAAGCAGAGAGUGGUGCAGAAAGCGACGAGGAAUGUGGCGAACAAAAUAGUGCSACAGRAACUGAGAAAUKUGAGAAAAAAGAARCCGAAACGSAAUGUGAAAAGAGCAGUGAAGAUAAGGCGAAGGAGUGAAGAUGUGUUCGGAGAAAGAGAAAACUGGAAGCGAAUUUUCACUUUGAAKGAAGAGAAAGACAAAUUUAAAUAAAUAUAUUUGCUACUGU